Molecule: messenger RNA, 1641 nt
Organism: Cantharellus anzutake
Lineage: Eukaryota; Fungi; Basidiomycota; Agaricomycetes; Cantharellales; Hydnaceae
Product: cytochrome P450
Exons: 13
Coding region: 1-1641 (546 amino acids)
Molecular function (GO): monooxygenase activity; oxidoreductase activity, acting on paired donors, with incorporation or reduction of molecular oxygen; iron ion binding
Source: RefSeq, a predicted model, not a curated record
AUGUUUGCCCCUUCUGAAGCCUCCCGUACUUUCCCUGUGCUCGUCUUGCUGUCGAUCGUCCUCUUUGGGUAUUUCCUUGCCUUCGUUGUUUGGCCAAAGCUUGCUUUAUCCAAGCCACGAGUACGCUUUCCACCCGGACCUCGCGGCGACCCCAUCAUCGGAAAUGCACGAGACUUGCCCUCAGAAUACCAAUACGUCAAGUACCAUGAGUGGUCAAAGCAAUAUCGAAGCGACUUAAUUCACCUCAAAAUUUUCGGACAGUCACUCGUCGUGCUAAACUCCUACAAUGUUGUUACGGACCUGCUGGAGAAACGGGCAACAUUGUAUUCUGAUCGGCCUCAAUUGACCAUGACCGCCGACUUAAUGGGAUUCGGCUGGGCAACCAUCCUCACUCCCUAUAAUUCAGAACUUAAAAUUAAUCGUCGCUUGCUGCAUCAUGCAUUUAACCCCUCCGCCACUCGGGCCUAUGCGCCGUUACAGGAGCGCUGUAUGUCGGAGUUUCUUCAGAAGGCGUUGGAGUCUCCUCUACGGCUUGACGAGCAUGUUAAACAACUCGCCGCGUCUAUCUCAUUGGAGAUGGCUUAUGGAAGGAAAAUUUCCCGAUCUUACGGGAGCGAACUCCUGAAGACCGUCAGCGAGGGCAUGCACUAUUGGAACAUAGGUGUUUCUGCCGGAUGGUUUGUUGAUUUUCUUCCAAUUUUGAAGCACGUCCCUGCCUGGCUACCAGGAGCUCACUUCCGCCGAGUAGCUCGUAGCGCCCGUCCAGUUUCCUCACGAAUGCUUGAAGAACCCUUCCGGGCUGUCAAAGCUAGCAUGCAUGAGCAGGAUGCUGGGAUAUCGGAUAUAUCAUUUACACACAAUCUUCUUGCCGGGGAAGGCCACAUCACUGGGGCGAAGAAUGAGGAAGACUUUAUCAAGAGGAAUGCGGCGACGCUAUUCGGUGCCGCCUCUGACACCACAGUCUCCUCCCUCAUGUCCUUCAUUCUUGGAAUGACGCUUCACCCAGAAUUCCAAUCUAAGGCGCAAUCUGAAAUUGACAGGGUGAUUGGCAAUAACCGACUUCCAACACUGGCGGAUCGCCCCAACCUUCCAUAUGUGAAUUGCAUUGUCAAGGAGGUCUUACGGUCGGUUUUUUCAAUCACAGCCAAUGAAUUUACGCCUCACAAGUAUCUUGUAAACAGCUGGAAUCCUUCCGGGCCUAUAGGAUCCCCAAGGCGUGUCAUGGAAGAUGAUGUCUACAACGGCAUGUUAAUACCUAAGGGUGCUACGAUCAUAGCGAACGUUUGGGCACUGAUGCAUGAUCAAUCUGUUUACGAUAAACCCUUCGAGUUUAAUCCCGACCGCUUCGAUUGCGAGCACCCUCCGAGAGAUCCCCAUCUUAUGGCAUUUGGAUUUGGCCGAAGGAUUUGCCCUGGCCUACCGUUGUCGUCUGCAACAAUAUUUCUUUUUGUUGCCCAAGUUUUGGCAACGUUCAAUAUUCGGAAAGCUGUGGACCAAUCCGGCGCCGAGAUUACACCAGCGGCCAAGUUCACCUCCGGUGUUAUUAGCCAUCCUGCCCCAUUCGAAUACAAAAUGUAUCCAAAGUCCCAACGUGCUGCUCAGUUGAUUCUGUCCCUGUCAGACUCGAUAGCAGACGACUAG